AUGUUCGUUGAACUCCUCUUUCUCUCAGUUUGUGUGGCCAGCUUCUCAGAAGCGUACGUAAAUCCCUGCACGCUUCCAAUUGAGCAGGGUCCAUGCCAAAAUUUCCUGCUGAUGUGGGGAUUCGACGCAGCCCAAAAGCGUUGCAUUCGCUUUGUGUACGGAGGUUGUCUUGGCAACUCUAAUCGAUUCUACUUCAAAUGGGGUUGUGAAUAUGCAUGUAUGCGCAGCUAG
Messenger RNA from Mesocestoides corti, 231 nucleotides. NCBI's taxonomy places the organism in Eukaryota, Metazoa, Platyhelminthes, Cestoda, Cyclophyllidea, Mesocestoididae. The record is from the annotation of a GenBank genome assembly.